AUGUUUACGCCCUCAAGUCUGUGCAGAAUGACUACAAAAAGGGAGCAACAAAUUAUUGCUGCUUAUGACGUGGUCAAGUCCAGUAUCGACUCGUAUGCGAAGGAAAACGGUUCGCAACAAGUCUUUUUAUUGCCAGUGUCGAAGCUGAAGCCAGCCGAUGACAUUCAAAUCCUCUACGAUUACGGUAUCAGGAAUUUUGGAGAAAACUAUGUGCAAGAACUGAUUACGAAAGCUGGCAUCUUGCCCAAAGAUAUCAAAUGGCACUUCAUCGGAGGCUUGCAAACGAAUAAAUGCAAAGAUCUGGCCAAAGUGGAAAACUUGUACGCGGUAGAAACUAUUGACUCUUUGAAGAAAGCUCGCAAGCUGAAUGAAGCGCGUGCGAAAUUUGCGCAUGAUGCUCCCAAAAUCAACUGCAAUUUACAGAUUAACACGUCCGGCGAAGACCAGAAAUCGGGACUGGCAGACAAAAAUGAAAUCAUGGAAGCAGUGAAAUUUUUCCUAUCGGCUGAAGCUACACAUGUCACGCUCAAUGGUUUGAUGACCAUCGGAUCCUGGGAGAAAUCUCAUUCUGAAAACGAGGAAAACCAAGAUUUCAAAGCACUCAACGAUUGGAAACAACAGCUUGACAAAGCUUUCAAUAUAAACCUCAAGCUUUCGAUGGGGAUGAGUUCAGACUUUAAGCAGGCAAUUAAACAAGGGACCUCUGAAGUUAGAGUAGGAACACAAAUUUUUGGUAUCCGUCCACCCAAAAAUGAAGCCAGCAUUUGA
This is a messenger RNA of Lachancea mirantina, 768 nucleotides long. The record is from the annotation of a GenBank genome assembly. NCBI's taxonomy places the organism in Eukaryota, Fungi, Ascomycota, Saccharomycetes, Saccharomycetales, Saccharomycetaceae.